AUCGACUGCCAUCCAUUUUUAUCAACCUCCACUAAGCGGUUUGUUAUUACCAUCUCUAUUCGACUUGUUAUUCUCGUAAAUUUUGUUAAUGAACUAUGAAGAGAUAUAAGCAAAAACUGCGAGAAGUCUGGCUCCAAAUGCCCGAAUUUAGACCGUGGCUACGACGAGAUCCCGAGGACUCAUACAGAGCACGUUGUCGAUUCUGCAAAUGUGGAGUAAAUACAAAGAUAUGCGACUUGCGCGCUCAUGCGCUUACAAAGAAACACAAAAAAAUGAAUCCUGCAGCUGCAGCAAAAAGAAAUGACUCGAGCAAUGACGAUGACACUUCUUCUUUGGACCACCACAUGGACUACAAACCCAGCAAAGUUACAGAAGCCAAACGCUUUAAAACACAUACUGAGGACAGUAAAAACAAUAUUAAACUGUCUCCAGUAAAAACAGAGAAGAGAGCCAGUAAUGGACCAGACUAUGAGGCCAUUAUAGAGAGUCUAGCGUUAUAUGAGCCGGAACAAAUAUUGUUCUCCAAUGGGUCCACCACACAUUCUGACGAUCAAGUAGAGAAUCCUGCACCCACAGCAAGCAUAGAUGAGGAAAGCAUCACAAAUGCUGUUACCCUUGCCGUCAAGAAUCUUAAGGAUUCAUCACAAAUAUUUGGCGACUUUGUGGCUGAUCGACUGCGACAAUUAUCAUGCAAAACAUCGGAAAAUACCAAGGACAAGAUAAUGCAGGUGCUUUUGGAAGCUGCUGCACUAGACAGAACAACCAAUUGCAACUGACACAGCGGAUAUUUUAUUAGUGUAUAUGUAUAAUAAUUUGAAUAAAUCUCACAAUCAGCCUUAAGUACAAAAGAAUUACUUGAUUGACGGUUUAUUAAUGUAAAUGAACAUAAUUAAUAUCAAUAACAAGGGCACAUAAUAUAAUUUUAAACA
Molecule: messenger RNA, 929 nt
Organism: Drosophila hydei
Lineage: Eukaryota; Metazoa; Arthropoda; Insecta; Diptera; Drosophilidae
Exons: 2
Coding region: 96-776 (226 amino acids)
Source: RefSeq, a predicted model, not a curated record